Molecule: messenger RNA, 990 nt
Organism: Eurytemora carolleeae
Lineage: Eukaryota; Metazoa; Arthropoda; Copepoda; Calanoida; Temoridae
Product: SET domain-containing protein 5
Exons: 10
Coding region: 68-952 (294 amino acids)
Molecular function (GO): protein binding
Source: RefSeq, a predicted model, not a curated record
UAUGUAAUAAUCUUUAAAAGAAAAAUGGCAAAUACGUUCAGAGAAGGACGAUACUGGAGAGUUGAGGAUGUACCAGGGAAAGGCAAAGGAGUUCUUGCAAGAACUAUCUAGAGAAAAUCUGAAGAUUGGAGAACUCAUUUUUCAAGAUUUUCCUUUGUUUAUUGUUCCCUCAGCAGUUCAUACAGACUCAUCAGAACAGCUUGACGAUUACCUGGAGGCACAACUUCAAGAUCUCUGUUUGGAGGCUAAAGAGGCUUUUUGGGACUUAACAGACUCUAAAUCUCAAGGUCCUAAAAGUUCCAGGGGAAUUUACUUUACAAACUGCUUCAGUAUAAAGCAAACUACCACAGUAGAAUAUCCAACUGCCAUGCUUCCAAUAUUGGCAAGGUUGAACCACAGCUGCAGACCGAACACUGAGUUCCACUGGAACGAUGAGCUGGGUUGUGAUGAAUUGAGAGCUUUUAGGAAUAUUUCACAAGGAGAGGAGUUAACAAAUUGUUAUCUGGACCUUACGAUUAAGGGUCGGAUAACGCAGCAAGAGCGGCGUAGCUUGCUUAAGUCCGGAUAUGGGUUUGAUUGUAACUGUGAAGUGUGUUCCCUACCGUUCAACCUCCUGGAGCAGGAUGAUAAACUCAGAGUGGAAGCUUUUAAUCUCUCUCAAACAUGUUUCGAUCUCAAGGACAGCCUAAGUUCUGAAGAAAUAAGCAAUGUUUUACGAACAGCUGAACGAUGGUUUUUUCUACGAAAAAUGUUGGGUUACAAGGUGAUCCAUCAGCUAGAAGCUGCAGAGGUGGUUUGGCACUUGGCUAUGCUACUGGGACAGGAACAAACAGCACUAAAUAUUUCCAGAGAAGGUGAGGUGCUUGCUGGUAUUAGAUAUGGGAAAGAAAGUAUUGAGGUCGAGAACUGGAAAGAGAAAAGAUUAAAUCCUGUAAAAUCUCUGAUAGGAUAGCAUGAACUUGAAUAUUAAACAGUCUAUAAAGAUGAGAA